CUUUCAGGUAUAUGACUACAUGAGGGGGACCCCAUUAGCCUGCAUCCCUUAGUGAUGAAAUGGUGCAGAUUCUCCUAGUGACUGUUGUUGGUUAUGGAGUUUGAGUGGGAAACAGAUCUUGCUAUGGCUCUUUCUCAGGAUAAUUUAUUUUCUUGCACGCUGGUGAAUUCUGAAGGAGCAAAACCCGGUGACCUUCCCCAUGGAAUUGCACAAGUGCCUGUCCCAGGAGUCAGAGAAACUCAAGAGCAGAUUCCAUGGAGUCGAAGUAGAAAAACUGAUAAGAAAGCCCGACGUUCCCUCUUUUGGUACCAGCAGACUUCAACCUCCCAAGUCCUAGCCUACACAAGGAAACCCUCAUUCCAGUCUUCCAUCCACAAUGAUAAAACUCCUAGCCAGUUCCCCUUCUCUGCCCACUCUCAAGCCAACUUGGGACUGCUUUGGAUCCAAUGCAGCUUCACUAUUCCUGGAGAAGAGCAGAAAGCCCCAGGGGGAAGACUAAGAAUAAGGAGCCUCCUGGUUUCACUGUUCCCUUUCCUUUUUCUGGUUAUUUCAAAACUACAGGUUUGUAAGAUGAGUAAGCAGGUAUUAAAGAUAACAAGUACUAUGAUUUAUAUCCAGGCUACAAAUGAGGAGUUCAGGAUCGAACUCAGGUCUUGGAUUCAUUUUUGGCUGUGCAUAUUUUUCCCUAGAGGCAUUUAUGGCGGGAAAUAAGAAGUCACGAAACACAGCUGAUUUGAAGAGAGAGGCAGCUGACUAAGGACGAAGGCAGAAGAAUUUUCUGCUGGUAGGCAAGACAGUAGAAAUUAUCUGAAUGUAACAAUAAGAUAAAAGAUGGCACACAUGCAAGAACAGAUUUCUUAAAAACCACCAGCUAAAGUUUGUGUUGUUUCAUUCUCUUAUCCUCCAAGACAGCCAUAUUUUACCAUGUUAUACAUAAAUAAAAAUGACUUCCAGGCUUAUUUGAUUACAGACUGAAUUACUCUGUCACAGGAUGACAAGCAAUGACAAAGAGGUUCCCCAUAAUGAAAAUCUAGCAGACCCCAUGUUCUAACAAAAGGUGGUACAAAAAAAACAGGCAGAUUUUCCCUUCAUUCGUACUCUUUUACAUAUGAGCUAUAUAGUACUGUCAAUCUCUGUCAUGUCAAUAGGUCACCUGCAAGGUCUUAUAUUUGGCAGGGCAACAUAAGUUUCAC
This is a messenger RNA of Lutra lutra (Eurasian river otter), 1193 nucleotides long. RefSeq lists its product as uncharacterized. The coding region runs from base 94 to 711 and encodes 205 amino acids. The record is from RefSeq and is a predicted model, not a curated record. The transcript is spliced from 7 exons. Lineage: Eukaryota; Metazoa; Chordata; Mammalia; Carnivora; Mustelidae.